Molecule: messenger RNA, 4001 nt
Organism: Gorilla gorilla gorilla (western lowland gorilla)
Lineage: Eukaryota; Metazoa; Chordata; Mammalia; Primates; Hominidae
Gene: CTCF
Product: CCCTC-binding factor
Exons: 12
Coding region: 519-2702 (727 amino acids)
Biological process (GO): regulation of transcription by RNA polymerase II
Cellular component (GO): nucleus
Molecular function (GO): RNA polymerase II transcription regulatory region sequence-specific DNA binding; DNA-binding transcription factor activity, RNA polymerase II-specific
Source: RefSeq, a predicted model, not a curated record
GUGACGACGCGACUCGCGGCGCGUCCCGUGACGCCAUCGCGCCCGCUUUUGAAAGUUGGCGCCCGGGGCCGCCUCCCAUGCUGCCCUGCGCCAACCCCUCCCCUCACCUUUCCUCCCCCGCCCUCUACUCGCCGCCCGGCCGGCCCCCCCACCCGUCCCUUCCCUUAUCAGCACCCGCGGCCCCGGCAGCGCCGACGCAGGCGCACUGCACCGCGCCGCCGCCAUUUUGUGUCUGAGCCUGUGGAGCGAUUAAACCGUGCGCGGACCUGCUUCUUUGGCGGCAGCGGCGGCGGCGGUAGCCGGUGCGGACGCGCGGAGCUCGCCGGAGACGCCGGGUGGCCGGAGCCGUGGAGCGGCGGCGGAGCGGGCGCCGCGGGGGGUGUGGCGCGGAGAAUGAUUACGGACCUGAAGCCAAAGAACAAGAUGCGCUAGUGGACAGAUUGCUGACCAGGGGCUUGAGAGCUGGGUUCUAUUUUCCCUCCUCAAACUGACUUUGCAGCCACGGAGAGGCAGGGGAAAUGGAAGGUGAUGCAGUCGAAGCCAUUGUGGAGGAGUCUGAAACUUUUAUUAAAGGAAAGGAGAGAAAGACUUACCAGAGACGCCGGGAAGGGGGCCAGGAAGAAGAUGCCUGCCACUUACCCCAGAACCAGACGGAUGGGGGUGAGGUGGUCCAGGAUGUCAACAGCAGUGUACAGAUGGUGAUGAUGGAACAGCUGGACCCCACCCUUCUUCAGAUGAAGACUGAAGUAAUGGAGGGCACAGUGGCUCCAGAAGCAGAGGCUGCUGUGGACGAUACCCAGAUUAUAACUUUACAGGUUGUAAAUAUGGAGGAACAGCCCAUAAACAUAGGAGAACUUCAGCUUGUUCAAGUACCUGUUCCUGUGACUGUACCUGUUGCUACCACUUCAGUAGAAGAACUUCAGGGGGCUUAUGAAAAUGAAGUGUCUAAAGAGGGCCUUGCGGAAAGUGAACCCAUGAUAUGCCACACCCUACCUUUGCCUGAAGGGUUUCAGGUGGUUAAAGUGGGGGCCAAUGGAGAGGUGGAGACACUAGAACAAGGGGAACUUCCACCCCAGGAAGAUCCUAGUUGGCAAAAAGACCCAGACUAUCAGCCACCAGCCAAAAAAACAAAGAAAACCAAAAAGAGCAAACUGCGUUAUACAGAGGAGGGCAAAGAUGUAGAUGUGUCUGUCUACGAUUUUGAGGAAGAACAGCAGGAGGGUCUGCUAUCAGAGGUUAAUGCAGAGAAAGUGGUUGGUAAUAUGAAGCCUCCAAAGCCAACAAAAAUUAAAAAGAAAGGUGUAAAGAAGACAUUCCAGUGUGAGCUUUGCAGUUACACGUGUCCACGGCGUUCAAAUUUGGAUCGUCACAUGAAAAGCCACACUGAUGAGAGACCACACAAGUGCCAUCUCUGUGGCAGGGCAUUCAGAACAGUCACCCUCCUGAGGAAUCACCUUAACACACACACAGGUACUCGUCCUCACAAGUGCCCAGACUGCGACAUGGCCUUUGUGACCAGUGGAGAAUUGGUUCGGCAUCGUCGUUACAAACACACCCACGAGAAGCCAUUCAAGUGUUCCAUGUGCGAUUACGCCAGUGUAGAAGUCAGCAAAUUAAAACGUCACAUUCGCUCUCAUACUGGAGAGCGUCCGUUUCAGUGCAGUUUGUGCAGUUAUGCCAGCAGGGACACGUACAAGCUGAAAAGGCACAUGAGAACCCAUUCAGGGGAAAAGCCUUAUGAAUGUUAUAUUUGUCAUGCUCGGUUUACCCAAAGUGGUACCAUGAAGAUGCACAUUUUACAGAAGCACACAGAAAAUGUGGCCAAAUUUCACUGUCCCCACUGUGACACAGUCAUAGCCCGAAAAAGUGAUUUGGGUGUCCACUUGCGAAAGCAGCAUUCCUAUAUUGAGCAAGGCAAGAAAUGCCGUUACUGUGAUGCUGUGUUUCAUGAGCGCUAUGCCCUCAUCCAGCAUCAGAAGUCACACAAGAAUGAGAAGCGCUUUAAGUGUGACCAGUGUGAUUACGCUUGUAGACAGGAGAGGCACAUGAUCAUGCACAAGCGCACCCACACCGGGGAGAAGCCUUACGCCUGCAGCCACUGCGAUAAGACCUUCCGCCAGAAGCAGCUUCUCGACAUGCACUUCAAGCGCUAUCACGACCCCAACUUCGUCCCUGCGGCCUUUGUCUGUUCUAAGUGUGGGAAAACAUUUACACGUCGGAAUACCAUGGCAAGACAUGCUGAUAAUUGUGUUGGCCCAGAUGGCGUAGAGGGGGAAAAUGGAGGAGAAACGAAGAAGAGUAAACGUGGAAGAAAAAGAAAGAUGCGCUCUAAGAAAGAAGAUUCCUCUGACAGUGAAAAUGCUGAACCAGAUCUGGACGACAAUGAGGAUGAGGAGGAGCCUGCCGUAGAAAUUGAACCUGAGCCAGAGCCUCAGCCUGUGACCCCAGCCCCACCACCCGCCAAGAAGCGGAGAGGACGACCCCCUGGCAGAACCAACCAGCCCAAACAGAACCAGCCAACAGCUAUCAUUCAGGUUGAAGACCAGAAUACAGGUGCAAUUGAGAACAUUAUAGUUGAAGUAAAAAAAGAGCCAGAUGCUGAGCCCGCAGAGGGAGAGGAAGAGGAGGCCCAGCCAGCUGCCACAGAUGCCCCCAACGGAGACCUCACACCCGAGAUGAUCCUCAGCAUGAUGGACCGGUGAUGGCGGAGCCUUGUGCGUCGCCAGGACUGCUCUGGGCUGUGUUUAAACGGCCCGCAUCUUAAUUUUUCUCCCUUCUUUCUUUUUUUGGCUUUGGGAAAAGCAUCAUUUUACCAAACAUACCGAGAACGAAAACUUCAAGGAUGAUGUUAGAAAAAAAUGUGAUUUAACUAGAACUUGCUGUCUGAUGUUAGCAAAUCAUGGAAUGUUCUGAGUCCCCGAGGGUUUACUGUGAAGUGCUGAGGACAGUGUUGACGACUAACUCGUUUUCCUAGAUGGAAACGGAGACAUUGACCCCUCCCUCCAUGUGGUAAACCACUCCAGAAUGGCCACCAGGCUUCCCAGAGUUCUAUGGUCUUCUUCCCAAGAGAGUUUUUAAUUGUAAAUGCAUACUUGGGAAGGACUUAGACUUUUAAACUGUUUUUUGCUUUUGCUUUUCCCUGACUCCCUUUGCUUGGAGUCAGCUGCACACCAGUAGUAUGGCAUGCUACGAUCAGGUUCUGUCCUGAAAGCUUUGCCUCUUUCUUGGCAAAGUUUCUGGUAUGGUCAAGCUUGUAAAUAACUUUUUUUACAUUUUAAUCUUUUCCAUUAAUUAAGAGGUUGAAAAGAAGUGCAGUGUAAGAAAACCCAGCAUUUUAAUUACUUGCAAAUUAAGUUACCACAGACUCUGUAGUGUGUAAAUGUUGACAAGGAAUUGGAUCACAAUCAUGUAGCAGAAUGGCACCCAGACCACUGCCCACCAGUGACGGACACCCAUGUGGCAGAUCAUGAUUUCCAGCCCACGGAGCCAGCAUUUGAACCUUGUAUAAUUAACUUUCAGUUAUGAUUUCCCAUCGACAUUUUCUUUGCCCUGUUUGUAGCUGAUGUGUUUUAUAAAUCUUCUGUUAAGGCAGAAGGGUGAUUAUGAGUGGGUCACAGCAGCCCUUAUAAGCUGGGCCAGAAAAUUUCACUAGGUCAGUAAUUUAAACCUUGGAUCUUCAAAAAAUAAUAAUGUGAAGCAAAACCAACUAAAAAGUGAUUCUUGCACAUGAACUGUCACAUGUUUAAAAAUGUGUUUUUUAGAGAGCCUCAGUCUUACUGAUUUCAAACACUUUUUUCUUCUGUGUAUUGCUUUUAAGAGAGCUAUCAGUUAGCUAUCAGACUCUAGGUUGAUGCAUUUUGUACUUAGCUGUACUGUGUGAUAUUUUUCAUUAUUUUAGGACGCCAACAUGAGACCUGUAAUAAAAUAUGUAAUGGGGUUGAAAGCUGGGGAGGAGGAUCUACUGCUGUACAGCUAAUAAAUCAUAACGGAUUAACAAGUGC